AAGCAAAGAGAGGUAGAGCACCGGCAAAAUCCUAAGUAGCAAGCAUCUCUACAGUACAGCAUGAAUCCAAAACUGCCGUCGUUGGCCGGUUAUCAAAUCAAACAUCACCAAGUGUCUCCUUUCCUUCUCUUCCUCCUUGUUCAUGGCCUAUUCUUCAAGUUUUCUUCUCAGGAAACAACAAACCAAUCGAUCACUUCAAAUAAUUUCGCCAAAAUUGACACCAAAUCAGACCCAGAAAGCUAUGGGUUGUACUCAGGGAAAGCCUUCAAUGAAUACACCACCUACGGGUUUGGAUAAGCUGAAAAUGCAAAAUGGGUAUGCGGGUAGGAGAGAGGAUUUUGCACCUAAUAGAAGAUCUACUGGCCAGAGGCAAUCUGGCAGGAUAGACCGCCCUGAGCCACCCAUGGAAGUGGAGUUUGAUGAUGGUGGUGGAGAAGGUAAGUUGAGUGAGGGGGUGCUAAAAAGAGAUGAUGGUGCUCAUGCUUGCGGGAACAAUUCACGGAGAGAUAUACUUGUUGUUGGUGAAGAUGAAUUGGUGGAUGGAUGGCCAAAGUGGCUGACUGAUAAUAUUCCUCGAGAGGUUUUGGCUGGUUUGGUCCCAAAGAGUGCAGAGAACUAUGACAAGCUUGAUAAGGUAGGCCAGGGUACUUAUAGUAACGUAUAUAAAGCUCGAGACAGAGACACUGGAAAGAUUGUUGCCCUGAAGAAGGUUCGUUUUGACACCUCAGAACCUGAGAGUGUGAAAUUUAUGGCACGGGAGAUUAUGAUAUUGCUGAAGCUGGAUCAUCCCAAUGUCCUAAAGCUUGAAGGGUUGGCCACAUCGAGAAUGCAGUAUAGUCUUUAUCUCGUGUUUGAUUUCAUGCAGUCUGAUUUAGCAAGAGUCAUCUCCCGCCCUGAAGGAGGACUAACUGAACCACAGAUCAAAUGUUACAUGCAUCAACUGCUCUCAGGACUACAGCAUUGCCAUGAUAGGGGAAUACUACAUAGAGACAUUAAAGGAUCUAACCUUUUGAUUGAUAAAAAUGGGAUGCUAAAGAUUGGAGAUUUGGGGCUUGCUAAUUAUUAUUUUCCAAACGCCAAGCGUCCUCUCACAAAUCGUGUUGUGACACUUUGGUAUCGUGCACCUGAGCUAUUGUUGGGUUCUACAGAUUAUGGAGUCGGUAUUGAUCUUUGGAGUGCUGGAUGCGUCUUGGCAGAGAUGUUUGCUGGGAGGCCAAUUAUGCCAGGCAGAACUGAGGUUGAGCAACUUCACAGGAUUUUUAAGCUAUGUGGAACUCCCUCAGGGGAAUAUUGGAAAAAGUUAAGGUUGUCAACAACCUUCCGACCUCCCCAAUGCUACAAACCUACUAUUUUCCAAGCUUUCAGGGAUUUCCCCGAAUCUUCUAUUGGUCUUUUGAGCACACUUCUUGCUUUGGAUCCAACAUAUCGUGGUACUGCAUCUUCGGCCCUUCAGAACGAAUUCUUCCGCACAAGCCCUUUGGCAUGUGACCUUUCAGGUUUACCUGUAAUCUACCAAGAGGAGGAUGAGCCACCUCAAGCUAGUGAACGGAGGAAGUAUAAGAACUCCAGAAUGAAGCAAAGGUCUCAAAGACAUCGUGAACGAAGGAGAAAAGACAUACCAACUGAGAAACCAAAAGAAGAUCAUGCGUCCCCUAAAGAGGAUCAGGAAAGGACUGUUGGAUCAAAAAUCCAAAGCCAAGUACCACGAUCCAGUACCAGUAGUACCUCGUCCAGCACAAGGCCAGGUCAGAAUGAAAACCUGCCUUUCUUGCUAUCCCCUAUGGCAUCCUCCCAGCAAAUGCGCCUUCCCCCAGGAACCCAAGGCCAUCCUAAUGCUAGGAAAAGUUUCCACAAAUUGCCUCCGUUGCCAACUUCUAAGACCAUCACCGGCAAGUACAAAACGGAAGAUGAUGAUGUGCGCAGACUGAGUCAAGUUAACCGGUCUGCAUCCACAAGAGAAUUCAGAGAAGUGAACCAAAGGAAGUAUAUACAACCCUAUCCAUUAGAUGACCAGGCCCCAUGAGAUUACAAUAUCUAGCUAAAACCAUUCUUUCUUGGUUUACCUACAUAAUGAUUUUGCAGCUCUUCUUGGGUAUUUGUUCAAUAUUUGUGCUCAUAUUUUUCUCAAAGUGAUUAAGAGCAUAUACCAAUAUUACAUAUUAUGCUAAUUUAUAACCAUUAUUGAUGUUGAUAAGUACAGGCCUGGUUGCUCUAGAACAAAAGAUUUGUACUUUUCCUCUUCUA
This is a messenger RNA of Tripterygium wilfordii, 2244 nucleotides long. RefSeq names its product probable serine/threonine-protein kinase At1g54610. Bases 143 to 2023 code for a protein of 626 amino acids. The transcript is spliced from 7 exons. The record is from RefSeq and is a predicted model, not a curated record. Gene Ontology annotation, biological process: positive regulation of transcription elongation by RNA polymerase II; protein phosphorylation. Lineage: Eukaryota; Viridiplantae; Streptophyta; Magnoliopsida; Celastrales; Celastraceae. Gene Ontology annotation, cellular component: nucleus; cyclin-dependent protein kinase holoenzyme complex. Gene Ontology annotation, molecular function: cyclin-dependent protein serine/threonine kinase activity; ATP binding; RNA polymerase II CTD heptapeptide repeat kinase activity.